Prorocentrum cordatum is the source of this 1335-nucleotide messenger RNA. NCBI's taxonomy places the organism in Eukaryota, Dinophyceae, Prorocentrales, Prorocentraceae. The record is from the annotation of a GenBank genome assembly.
AUGGAGGUGGGUCUCGGCCGCAGGCCAACAGGCACGCGGCGGACGGCGGCCCCCAAGCGGCUGGCCCGCAUGGCCGCGCCCGCGCCAGCGAGACCAGCGUUGGCCCGCCAGCCCCGGCGCGCCUCCCGGGCACAGCCGCCGGCCGAGGUCCAGAGCAAGAAGCGGACCCUAGGCGUGGCAGCGCCCGUGAGCCAGCGGCAGGCGCCGAAAUUGGAGGGCCUGUCGGUGAAGAAGGCUUCCGGGGGGCCCCUGCUCAGCGUCAGCCUCUGGGGAUGCGACACCGACCGGGGCAACGACGACGCGGUGGACGCGGGGGAGAGCUCGGAGAGCGACGACCUGGACGUCGCCACGAUGGGCCGAUGCGGACGGAGGCGCACCAAGUACUGCUCCUACGCCGUGCAGACCAAGACCAGGGGCUACAACCACCUCCUGGUCUCCCGGUUCUACUACUGGGCGAAGCAGCGGCGCCUUGGCCCCCGCCCGCCACCCCAGCUGGAUGGGACCCUGCGCAUCCACAUGACGGAGCUGUUCCUGUCUGGGAGACAAGCCAACGUGGGGGGGAAGCUGCUGGCCGGAGGCGGUGAAGGGCUGGCGCCGUCUGUGCCCUGGCCGGAGCCGCCACCCCAUGCCCUUCUGCGUCUGGGCAGCGGUGUGCCACUGGAUGCUGACGCGAGGCAAGCGCUACGAGGCGGCGGCCAUCUUGCUGAGCUUUCUACGUGCUACCUGAGGCCGUCCGAGCUGCUGAGUGUCAGGCGCGGUCACUUCGUACCCCCAUCGAACGGAGUUUCCAGGCACUGGUGCCUGCUGCUUGCCCCGGAGGAGCUGGGGAUCCCGACCAAGGCGGGGGUGCUCGACGACAGCCCCCAGCUGGACACGGGAUCGCUCAAGUGGCUCGACGUGGCGUGGAAGGAGAUCAACUCGAGGCCUGCGGCCGAGCGAGCCUUCCCGUCCAGCUACCAGGAACUGCUGGCCGACGUGAGGGCCGCCGGUGCGACACUCGGGCUGGAGCUGGUGCCCUACCAGCUCCGACACAGCGGAGCCUCUCACGAUCGGCUUCGGGACCUCCGCGGAUUGCCAGAAGUGAUGAAUAGAGGGCGCUGGCGGAAGCUCAAGUCAGUCGUUCGGCACGAGAAGCACGCGCGCGUGGGCCUGGAGUUCGGGAAGCUGGACGCCCUGACCAGAAGUCACUUCUCCACGGGCCAUCCUCAGACCUGUGUGAUCCCAGAGCCCGCAGUCGCUCUCGGCAACGCGACGCUGGACGCCGCUCUCGAUCUGGCCAGGUCCGCCCAGUCUGCCGGGGCCCCCAUGGGUUCUCGACAACCCCCAUACCUCUAA